AUGGCAUGUGCUUCGGCCUUUGUCAGCUCCGCGCCCCACUCCGCCAGCAGCCCAGCCCUGCGCGCUAGCUCGGCAACCCCGGCAACGCCGGCAACUGCCAGCACAGCGCCGGCCCCAGCUGCAAACGCCGUUGGCAUCGCUGCAGGAUUGGUUGGGACUCUCGGCAUGGUCCAGGCAGCCAAGAACCGAAAAAGGACUCGCGUGGCCCGCUGCCAGCAGGCUCCCCGCCAGACGGCAGUGGCUGAGCGCAAGACCACCGACCUGUCCGGUGCUCUGCCCGACUGCCCUCCCACCAUCUGGAAUGCUGAUGACAUUGACAUCCAGAAGCUGCCGCCUAUCAAGGAGACUGCUCCCCUCAUCAUCGAUGCCGCUGAGCUCGGGGAUGAGCUGAAGAAGGGAACGGAGAAAGAGUGGUUUCUUGCCCAGCGAGAGAAGAUCAUGGCACAGCUGCAGGAGCACGGUGCCAUCUGGUUCCGGAACUUUGAAUCCACCAAGGAUGCCGAGGGCUUCCGGGCCUUUUACGAAGCGCUGCAGCUGAACCCAUGCCUGGACCCCAUCCACACUUCAGGUCUCCGAGCUAUGGAGGUGCAGAAGCAUGCUGUCUACGAGGCAGUCAACAAGCCAUCUCUUGCCCAGCAUUUCGUUGGCCUCCACAAUGAGUCCACCUUUGUGAAGACAGCCACCUACGGAGCGUUCGUGUGCUUCGAGCCAGCCUCUGAGGGAGGUGGUGAGUUCUUCAUCGCAGAUGGAGCCAAGAUUGUGAACGACUUGGACAAGGAUGUUUUGAAGAGGAUCUACGAGAACAAGGUUCGAAUCUCUGUGAGCAAUCUCGACCUCAACUUCCUCGGAGGUCUGCCAGAUGGCUUCCGCGAGCAGGCCUCCGAGUUCCUUCAGGAUCUGAUCCUGAAGGUGGUUGCUCCGAAGUUCGAGAUGGAUUUGGAGAUGAUUUUCGGCGCUGACCAGUCCAACCCAUACCGCCUGCAGGCCAUUGAGCACGCCCAGUCACCGAUCAACAAGCACCCGGUGACAGGUCAGCCUGUGUGGUUCUGCAACUUGCACAACCACAGCCGUUACUUGCGUGACCGCCGACCCUGCACUGUGCCCGAAGUGGGGAUGACGGACGUGUACAGCGGAGACCUCUCCACCAUCCCCUACGACGACGUCCGGCACAUCAACGAGGUCUGCGAGCGAAACCUGGUCACGAUGCCCAUGAAAAAGGGUGACGUCGUCCUGCUUGACAACUACCGUGUUCUGCAUGGCCGCAACACCUUCCAGGGUGACCGCAAGCAUGCAGUUACCUGGUUCGAGUCCUGCGGUGAACCCCUGCAAAGGGAUGGCUCGUCCCAGGACAAGCCGGACGACUUCAUGAACACGCUAAUCAACAAGACGCUGGUGUGA
Messenger RNA from Symbiodinium pilosum, 1398 nucleotides. NCBI's taxonomy places the organism in Eukaryota, Dinophyceae, Suessiales, Symbiodiniaceae. The record is from the annotation of a GenBank genome assembly.